ACCUGCCUAGAACUGGAGCGUUAUCUGCAGACGGAGCCCAAGCGUCUGUCUGAGCUCUUCGACCAAGACUUGGACGGCCUCCUAACUCCAGCCUAUCUGAAGGAGGACGGAGAAGAGGAGCUGUCAGACGCCCUUCUACCCAGCCUGCCGAGCCUCCCGGAACCUCCCAGCCCACCUCCAGUGAUACUCUGCCCCACACGGAAGCACUUCCCCACCGCCGGCGCGAUAAGAAGAGAACUCAAAUCCAAAGGACAGGGUUUGGAAAACGUGGAAGGGAUGGAAGGGGUCCACCAGGCUCAGCUGAGCGCCGUGACCUCCCUGACGCCGCCGUCGUCGCCAGAACUGGGCCGGCACCUCGUCAAACCCAACCAGACGCUGACGGCCUCGGCCGACGGGACGCUCACCUUGAAGCUGGUGGCCAGGAAGGUGGGGCUCAGCGCGGCCCGGCUGGUGGCGGGUCACGCGCUUCCCGUCCGGAUGAAGGACGAGGAAGAGGGGGCCGCGUGCGUGAUCGGGGUCGGAGAGCUACCGGAGAACAAGAAGAGGAUCCACCGCUGCCAAUUCAACGGCUGCAGGAAGGUGUACACCAAGAGCUCCCACCUAAAAGCCCAUCAGAGGACGCACACAGGUGAGAAGCCGUACAAGUGCUCGUGGGAGGGCUGCGAGUGGCGAUUCGCCCGGAGCGACGAGCUGACGAGGCACUACCGCAAACACACCGGCGCCAAGCCUUUUAAGUGCAACCACUGUGACAGGUGUUUCUCGCGGUCGGAUCACUUGGCGCUACACAUGAAGAGGCACAUCUGAGGGAUUCAAGAGAGGUCAGCGGAAGAGAGGGGAGGCGGAGUGGAAGAAGAAGAAGAAGAAGAAGAAGGAGAGGGAGCGUCAUCUGCAGAGCAACAUGGACGUCGGAGGCAGGGAGAGAGAGACGGCGGGAUGGACUCGAAUUAAAACAGAUUUAAGGGGGGACGCUGACUACAGACGAAAACUGUCAAUCUGCGCCCAACCAGUUGGUCCACGACUCCACGGCGUCACCUCACAAAUGUCCGCCCCCCUCGUGUCGUGGACGAUACAGACGCUCCAUCCCACCCUUCGUAUGUGUCGCAGAGGGGAUCGACCACAUGACGAGACCAUGUGCCUGUAGUUGGCAGCUCUUUGUUUUAGUCAUCCUUGCGAGGGUUUUUUUUUCGCACUUCUAAAGAGUUCACGCAGCGGUGCUCCACAUGCCAGCGAGGAUACCGAUGCCAAACUGGACCAGUUGUACAGUAAUUUUUACCGACAGCAGCACUGCUGUUUGUAUAUUUCCUCUACUUAGAAUGUUCAUUUCCGACAGUGGCUCAGCCAAGCAAGCACUCCAUCCAACUUGCCGCAGCCUUUACAGAUCACCAAAGGGUUUAUUGUCUCACAUACUUGGACAAAUAAUAAUUCGACAUUUCGUCGUCCGACCUCUGUCACACCCACCAACUGGAUCCAUUUAUAAAUCCGUCUGGUUUGAUGGCAUCGGAGCACUUGUUUGAAUGGGGGUGUUAGAUUGGAUUUCCCGAAGACGUGAAGAUGGGAGGGUGUUGAGCUGAUGUGCUGCAAAGACUGAUUGAGGUCAUCCAGGGGCCUGGCUUGCUUUAUGAACGUCAUCCAUUGCGGGUUACCACUGGAUGAGGCUAACUAAUCUACUCUGGGAAAGACUCCUGGAACGUCGGCCGAAAUCGAGCGUCUCUAGAGAUGAGUGUUUUUUUUCCUCUCUGGGAUCUUGACUCUUAUGUUGUCAGAAACUGUUGCACAAUUGACUCUUUACAAACUUUUUGUAAAAAAUAAAUAAUAAAAAAAAAAACCUCCACUGUCUUGAACUGGGAGACAAUUUGGAAGUCACCAAACGCUGGCUUUCACAUGCCAUAGGAGCAUGGACGGCCACAUGCACAAGUCAAAGCAGCUAGCUGACUGUGAUAGCACACCGAACACAAACGAGAUCACUAUGUAUGUAAAGGCUAUAUUGUUUCUAAGAAAAGAUUCUCCUAUUUGUUCGAUAAAGACAAUUGAAAAAGACCACUUUGAAGAACUCAUUGGAAAUGGAUGCAGCCAAAAACAAAACAAAAAAAACACAAGUGUCCACAGUAGAUGCCUGAAAUGAUCUCUUUGGCCUUUUGAGAGUGAUUGGCACCUAACUAGCCACUGGGUUGAGGAGGGAUUCGUCCUGUUCGCACCACCCUUGGGGAAUUCUUCCAGUUUCGCAGCUUUCAGACACCAUCUCAGAAACAAAACAGCAUUUAACAGCUCUUUGAAUCUGGCCCUAUGCACAUCCAAGAACAUUCCUGCUGACUUCCCGACCAACAUGAAUGCAGAUCUCCACCCUGCUGGAUACGGAAGGACUUGUGGGAAGACCAUAAGGACACAAAUUCAAUCAAUUGGGUGGCUCUUCUCAGAGCAAAUCAAUGUGAAUGUAUCCGAGUCUGAAAAUGUUGCCGGGCCCAUAACAGCACUUGUGUGUGGUUGGUAAGAUCAUACCAGACGCCAUUUGUGUUCAUGCUUUCUCUUUUUUUGCAUUAGCAAUGAAUGAUAGGACUCGGAAUAACUGGCUAGUCACGGCUGGUAGCUUUCGACAUUUUACUGGUGGUACUGGACUAGCAGGAGGUCAUGAGUGCAGAUUGCCAGUGGGUGGCUGAGAUGGGUUAAGGGAGGACGGAGUUGCUCAGUCAGCAAUGAUAACUGCCCCAUCAGCUCAUGAAACUGCUGCAGAGUGAAACCCACACGCACAGGGAGACACAUACAUUCACUCCUAGAACACUGGAAUUAGCAUUUGUCCUGUGUGACCCGACGUUUAGCAGAGAGAACAAAGACGGAAAGAAAAAAAAAAAAAACAGUCCUUAGGCUAAUCCGCAGAUACGUUUUUAGAUGAACAUGCGAUCAGCUCAAGCGCACACAAAUCAAACAGGCAGCUUGGACAAAAGUAGAUUGUCGAGAUAAACUGUAUUGGGAACGGCGAUGUCGAGGUGUUCAUUCUUUAUUUUACAAGACUUUUAAUAUUUUGAGGCAAAUCGAGGCGCAAAGCAGUCUGCAGUUCGGUGAUUUCCCUCUGUGCACCAGAGGCACAAUUCAAUUUUGGGUAUAAAUGCGGAGAAGCUCAAUCAUAUCUAGACGUGAUCUACCUGCGGCUCUGGAAGUAGAUGCAUGUCUCAAGUCAUGUUUCACACAAAAAGUCUUUCUUCAACGUGGAAACAAGCCUUGGUUUCUUACAUUUCAAUCUCAGCUCGUCACAUACUGCCACUUUGUCUGGACCCUUUGGUGCCACAUUUGGGUACCACUUUUUUGCCGGCCUUUUAAAAAAUCUGAUGCCAUGAGUUGGUUUCUUUUGGUGUCUUCUCUUUCGGCAACAAGAAAUCUGCCAUGAGGUUCAUGUAAAAGAGUGAAUUUAAAUCCAAACGUGAUCUUUUGUGAGACUCAACCAAGUAACUUUGGGGCCUAAACUUCACCAAACAGUGAACAAAAGUGAAACUAAACAAGUGUGACCUAGCUUACAUCCCUCCGGUCUUCUUUAGCCUCGAUUAUACUCUAGUAUGGACGUGGACGACUGCAAACACCCAGUUGUUCUU
Stegastes partitus (bicolor damselfish) is the source of this 3581-nucleotide messenger RNA. RefSeq names its product Krueppel-like factor 7. The record is from RefSeq and is a predicted model, not a curated record. Lineage: Eukaryota; Metazoa; Chordata; Actinopteri; Pomacentridae. The annotation marks the transcript as partial. Gene Ontology annotation, molecular function: RNA polymerase II cis-regulatory region sequence-specific DNA binding; DNA-binding transcription factor activity, RNA polymerase II-specific. Gene Ontology annotation, biological process: regulation of transcription by RNA polymerase II. The transcript is spliced from 3 exons.